This is a messenger RNA of Letharia lupina, 351 nucleotides long. RefSeq lists its product as uncharacterized. NCBI's taxonomy places the organism in Eukaryota, Fungi, Ascomycota, Lecanoromycetes, Lecanorales, Parmeliaceae. The record is from RefSeq and is a predicted model, not a curated record. The coding region runs from base 1 to 351 and encodes 116 amino acids. The transcript has 2 exons.
AUGGAUGAGCUCGAACAGACCAUCUUGCCUCCUGAGACCGCACAACCGGAAGACCAGGAAGAAGCGGAUGGGCGCGAGAAUGAUUUCCAUCUAUACAAAUCCAAAAGCAGACAUUGUAUGGCGAAUUGUAUCUGGCGCAUAAACGGCCUCAUUUUCGUCAAUUCCGUCAAAUCCAUCAUGCCAAUUUCCAACCUUUGCACAAAACUUAAGAUGAUCAGUGAGCUACGAGGCUUCCAGAUUGGGCAGAAUCAUGAACUCGUCCUAGUAGAAAGACAGCUUCUCAAUCUUGACGCCAAAUUUGAUGUCGGGAAGGGCCCAGCAUCCAUGGCAUUGCCGAUUGAGCAAGUCUGA